AUGGCCCCCAAGAAGCCCGUCCAAGAGGAGAAGAUCCUUUUGGGUCGCCCUGGGAACAACUUGAAGAGCGGCAUUGUUGGACUGGCAAACGUUGGCAAGUCCACGCUCUUCCAGGCCAUUACCAAGUGCAACCUGGGAAACCCCGCCAAUUUCCCAUAUGCCACCAUUGAUCCAGAGGAGGCUCGUGUCAUCGUCCCCGAUGAGCGGUUCGAUUGGCUGUGCGAAAAGUACAAGCCUAAAUCCAAGGUUCCUGCCAAUCUCACAGUCUAUGACAUCGCCGGCUUGACCCGUGGUGCCUCCACCGGCGCUGGCCUUGGCAACGCUUUCUUGUCGCACAUCAGGGCCGUCGAUGCUAUCUUCCAGGUUGUUCGUUGCUUCGAUGACGCAGAGAUUAUCCACGUUGAGGGCGACGUCAACCCGGUGCGAGAUCUUGACAUUAUCAGCGAGGAGCUAAGACUCAAGGAUAUCGAGUUUGUAGAGAAGGCGCUCGAGGCCAAGAAGAAGAUCACUCGCCAAGGCGGCCAGAGUCUGGAGCAAAAGAAGGCGAGAGAAGAAGAGGCCACUAUUGAAAAGAUUCUGGCGUGGUUGAAGGACGGCAAGGACGUCCGCAAGAACUCCUGGGCCCCCAAAGAAGUCGAGGUUAUCAACCCCCUGUUUCUUCUCUCUGCCAAGCCGGUAGUCUACUUGGUCAACUUGUCAGAGAAGGACUAUAUCAGAAAAAAGAACAAGAACUUGGCCAAGAUUGCCGAGUGGAUGAAGGAGAAUGCGGCGGGGGAUCCCAUCAUCCCCAUCUCCGUCAGCUUCGAGGAGAGGCUAACGCGCUUCGAAACCGAGGAGGAAGCUCUUGCGGAGUGCAAGGAACUAGGCGUUGAGUCGGCUUUGCCCAAAAUAGUCACCAUGAUGCGCAAAGUCAUGAACUUGGGCAGUUUCUUCACUGUUGGCCCCGAUGAGGUCCGGCAAUGGACUAUUCGGAAUGGCACCAAGGCACCGCAGGCAGCAGGCGUCAUCCACACUGAUUUCGAGAAGACGUUUAUUCAGGCCAUUGUCUACAACUACCAAGUUCUCAGGGAGCUUGGCGAUGAAGCAGAGGUCAAGGCGAAGGGCAAGAUGAUGACCAAGGGCAAGGACUACGUCGUCGAGGACGGCGACAUCCUGCUAAUUAAGGCCGGUGCUGCCAAGGCUUGA
Messenger RNA from Lasiosphaeria miniovina, 1185 nucleotides. Its product is annotated as P-loop containing nucleoside triphosphate hydrolase protein. Gene Ontology annotation, molecular function: ATP hydrolysis activity; ATP binding; GTP binding. Bases 1 to 1185 code for a protein of 394 amino acids. The record is from RefSeq and is a predicted model, not a curated record. The transcript has 4 exons. Gene Ontology annotation, cellular component: cytoplasm. NCBI's taxonomy places the organism in Eukaryota, Fungi, Ascomycota, Sordariomycetes, Sordariales, Lasiosphaeriaceae.